CACAGAAGCUCUUAGGCUUGGAUUUGAGCUAUGCACCUGGGCAGGGGAAAUGUCUCCUCACAUGCUGAGAAAGAAAGUGCAGCAAACAGUCAGCUAGGGGGAGUGAAGGAUGCAGUUUGGGAGAUGAGUGCCGCCAAGGAGGACAGCCGGUGUCAGAAGGCAGUUCGGAUUGUCACCGACCUGUGCCGGAAGAAAAGCCUGCCCAGCCUGGAUUUGGACACCUGCAGGGGGUUCCUCCUCCUGCCUUCAGACCAGAGCCUGAGUAUCUCGGAGCCAGAGCUCUCCAUCAGCCUCCUUGCAGUGAUAGUUAUUGUGUGUGGCCUCGCCUUGGUGGCAGUUUUUCUCUUUCUCUUUUGGAAGCUGUGCUGGGUGCCCUGGAGGAACAAGGCCAUUUCUUCUAACGUCUCCCAAAGCGAGGCGGCCUGCAACCAGGAGACCAUGGCAGGCAAGCUAAAGGACACAGGCACGCUUGGCUUCCUGGAGGCAGCUGUGAAGAUCAGCCACACCUCACCGGAUAUCCCAGCUGAGGUCCAGAUGUCCAUGAAAGACCAUAUCACGCGGCACGUACGGCUACAGAGGCAAACGACGGAGCCGGCAUCGUCCACCAGGCACAUUUCCUUCAAGAGGCACCUGCCUCGGCAGAUGCACGUGUCCAGCAUGGACUAUGGCACAGACCCGCCCCUUGAGGCCGAGCAGCCAACGAGCAUCGGAAGGAUUAAACCAGAGCUUUAUAAGCAAAAGUCUGUGGACUCUGAGGACCCGAAAAAGGAGGCGGCAAAAACCUGUGGGAAAAUAAACUUCACCCUCAAAUAUGACUAUGAGAACGAGACGCUGAUUGUGCGGAUCCUCAAGGCCUUUGACCUGCCGGCCAAGGAUUUCUGCGGCAGCUCAGAUCCCUACGUCAAGAUCUACCUCCUGCCGGACAGGAAGCGCAAGUUCCAGACACGAGUCCACAGGAAGACUCUGAACCCCACCUUUGAUGAGUCCUUCCACUUCCCUGUGCCCUAUGAGGAGCUGACUAGCAGGAAACUCCACCUGAGUGUCUUCGACUUCGACAGGUUCUCCAGGCAUGACAUGAUAGGGGAGGUUAUCUUGGAGAACCUGUUUGAGGCCUCGGACAUUUCCCGGGAAACCUCCAUCUGGAAGGACAUUCAGUACGCGACAACUGAAAGCGUGGACCUGGGAGAGAUCAUGUUUUCCCUUUGUUAUUUGCCAACCGCAGGUCGCCUCACCUUAACAGUCAUUAAAUGCAGGAAUCUUAAAGCUAUGGAUAUUACUGGCUACUCAGAUCCGUAUGUCAAGGUGUCUCUGCUUUGCGAUGGGCGGAGGCUGAAAAAGAAGAAAACCACCAUUAAGAAAAACACUCUUAAUCCUACCUACAAUGAGGCGAUAAUCUUCGACAUUCCCCCAGAGAACAUGGAUCAAGUUAGCCUUCUUAUCUCCGUCAUGGAUUAUGAUAGAGUUGGUCAUAAUGAGAUCAUUGGAGGUUGCCGUGUGGGGAUCAAUGCUGAGGGACUGGGCCGAGACCACUGGAACGAGAUGUUGGCAUACCCUCGCAAACCAAUCGCACACUGGCACCCAUUAGUGGAGGUGAAGAAAUCCUUCAAAGAGUGGCAAGGCCGAGCGGCAAGCUUCGACAGCCAAGGCUCGUGUCCAUCUCCUAAGCCACUUCCCACACCAUGAGCCACCGAAGCAGUGGACUAGAAUGGGACUAAACAAAGUUCUUUUGCACUUGUCCUACACAGUCUGAACAACUUAUUGGUGAGUGGCACCAGCGAGGCACUCCAGGCCUAGUUGUUCCAAUGUAGGUAAAGGCAGAAGAAAUGCUUUGUGGUCAAAUUUGUCUUGGUUUGUUACGUCUCCCAAGGUGAUGUUUGUGGCUUUCAUUUUAUGGAUCUGCUGUCAGAGGAAGAAGAUGGAACAAAACAUGAGCUGGAAGGUUGAUCUGUAAAAUAACCUGUAAAAUGCUGGACCAGUAGCAGAGACCUUCUCAGCCUCUCUGAACACCGAUGAUAUGCCCCAGGGAAGAGGCAUGGGGAGAAGCAUGCGGCUGCAUUUUCUGCCUCUGAUUGGAACUAUAUAAAUAGAAGCCUUGAUUAGACUUCAUGUGACCAGUUCUUUAUUAUUGUGAUCAAUCUGAAUUCAGCCACAUGUUUACAGGUUUCUUAUUCAUGUAGAAAUGUUCAUGAGCCUUUCAAAGUUCGUGCUGUGUGUACCCCAAACUUCCUUCUGUGACGUAUUAAAGAUUUGUUGAUUCCUCAGGGAAAAUGAUCCAUUUUCUGUAUAUGUAUUCUCCCUAGGGCUAUUUGCAUGAACAGUUACGAUCCUGUCUGCACCUGCUGCUCAUUCCUCUGUGACAUCACUUGACAUCACUUGUCUGAUGUGGAGUGAAGAGGACUGUAUUGACACAAGCAGGGUUCUGAUGUGAGGUGGGAAAUAGGUUAUAGGAGCAGGUGAAAGUCUUGCAUGAACACUGGAGCUUUAUUUUAUAAAUAGUCCUAGUAGUACAGCGUGAGAGAAUACAGGGGAGCACAAAACAUAUAAACAAGUGGAGGGGGGGGUGUUAAUUUUUUUUUUAAGCUUUUAAACUAGGGCUGUCAAACAAUUUUAAAAAAAUCACAAUUCAUCAUGAGUUUUAAAAAAAAGUUGUGAAUAAUUGCAAUUUUAAUUGCACUGUUAAACAAUACUAGAAUAUCAAUUGAAAUUCAGCAUGGAAGCAUGUCCUCUGGAAUUGUGAUGAAGCACAAACAGGUAUACAAACGUGUAGCACAUCGGGCACGUAAAUAUCUUGCAAUGUUAGCUACAACAGUGCCAUGCGAAUCCCUGUUCUCACUUUCUGGUGACAAUGCUGCUUGCUUCUUAUUUACAAUAUCUCCCGUAAAUGUAAAUGAGCUUGUUUGUUUUAGCGAUUGGCUGAACAAGAAGUAGGACUGGGUGGACUUGUAGACUCAGAAGUUAUACAUUGUUUUGUUUUUGAGAGCAGUUAUGUAAAAUAAAUUUCUAUAUUUGUAAGUUGCACUUUCAUGAAAGAUUACACUACAGUACUUGUAUGGGGUGAACUGAAAAAUACUAUUGUUUCAUUUUACAUGGCAAAUAUUAGUAAUGUAAUAUAAAAUGAGCACUGUACACUUUGUAUUCUAUAUUGUAAUUGAUAUCAAUAUAUUUGAAAAUGUAGAAAAAAUCCAAAAUAUUUAUAGUAAAUUUAAAAAAUAGAUACCAAUUUAACAGUGUGAUUAAAACUGCGAUUAAUUACAAUUUUUUUAAUGUAGUUAAUUUGUUUUGCGUUAAUCUCUUGAUUUAACUGACUAAUUCACAGCCCUACUUUAAAUUUUCUGUCAGUUGUAAGCAGCUAUUUAUUAAGAAAAGUGUCUAAAAUCUCAGACUUUUACCUGGGUUUAUGUUGUGAAUAAUGAAUGGUUGCUAAUGCCAUUGGCUGCAAGAUCUAGAAGAUGUUACCACAUCUCAGUACCAUAUUUUUGACUGGUAUUUAUUAGCAAUUAGACUUUCUGAGACUUUUCAUCUUGGACGUCUGUUCUCUAAAUUGCUAAAUACAUUAGUGUUUGUUUCACUGAUAUUAAACAAUUUUGGGCAGCCAUCCUCUUCCUCUCCAAUCACCAAUGUACGUGGAUGGUGACUCAGGUUAGCAAGCACCUGAGCGAGCAAUCACAAUUUCCAGCUCAGCCUCAUUUUCCCUAAAUGUUAGACCAUACAUUAGUCUAUACUGUGCAUUAUGAUUGACUGAUCUGAAUGUUCUAGACUUUUGUGUGUGUGUCUUUGCUGGGUGAGAGGGAGCCGUUGUUCAGUGAAGCACAAAUACCUAACUUCUCACCAGACUUUGGAUCUUAAUUCUCUGUGUGCCACAUGCUAAAG
Gopherus flavomarginatus (Mexican gopher tortoise) is the source of this 3870-nucleotide messenger RNA. RefSeq names its product synaptotagmin 6 (gene SYT6). The record is from RefSeq and is a predicted model, not a curated record. Gene Ontology annotation, biological process: cellular response to calcium ion; regulation of calcium ion-dependent exocytosis; calcium-ion regulated exocytosis. Gene Ontology annotation, cellular component: membrane. Gene Ontology annotation, molecular function: clathrin binding; calcium ion binding; phosphatidylserine binding. The transcript has 8 exons. NCBI's taxonomy places the organism in Eukaryota, Metazoa, Chordata, Testudines, Testudinidae. The coding region runs from base 31 to 1683 and encodes 550 amino acids.